GUUUUUUUUCUCCCCAAAUUAUCUUUCUUUUUAGUUAGGUUGGCACUUUGAGAAUACAAGCAGUAUGGUUAGUAUUGAGGACCAGGAAAAACAAGCUGGGUUGGAAAAUGUUUAUGAAGAAUCUUUCCAGGAAGAAAAGCCACCCCAAGCUACAAACAUCAUUGAUAAGGUUGGGUUAAGAUUUAAUGCUGAAAUCAGGGGUGUUCAAAGAGUUACUGACGAACAAAAGAAUGAUACCAAUUACUGGAAUGCUUUAACUAUGUUUUUAUCACCAAAUUUGGCUAUUAGUGCAUUUAGUAGUGGAGCUUUAGGACCAUUAGCUUAUGGACUUGAUUUUUGGACCAGUGUACUUUGUAUUAUCUUUCUUUCAGUUAUCGGAGCCCUCCCAGUUGCAUUUUAUUCGGUUUUUGGUCAAAAAUCGGGUCUUAGACAACAAAUUCUUUCAAGAUUUUUCUGUGGGAAUAUUAUGGGAAGAGUUUUCGGUUUAUUCAAUGUUAUAUCAUGUAUUGGGUGGAAUGCGGUCAACAUUAUUCCUGCUGUUCAAUUAUUGGCAUCACUUGGACCUUUACCACCUUGGGCUGGAUGUUUAAUUUUCGUUGUCAUUACUUGUAUACUAGCAUUAUUUGGUUAUAAAACCAUUCAUUAUUAUGAACGUAUUUCUUGGAUACCAAAUUUUAUAAUUUAUCUUAUUAUAAUUGCCCGUUUGACUAAAUCAAAAAAUUUCACUUUUGGUAAGAUGGAAACUGGUACUGCUGAAGCUGGUAAUGUUUUAUCUUAUAUGUCUUUAGUUUUCGGGUUCACUAGUGGUUGGGCUCCUUCAGCUGCUGAUUACUUCGUUUAUAUGGAUACUAGAGUUCCUUCUUGGAAGAUUUUUGUGUGUAUGGUUAUUGGGCUUAGUGUUCCUUGUAUGUUUGCAUUUAUAAUUGGUGUUGCAAGUGCUAUGGGUACUUAUAAUGAUCCAACUUGGGCUUCCGCCUAUGCUGCCAAAUCAAUUGGUGGUUUGGUUUAUCAAAUUUUAGUUCCUAACAGUUUACACGGAUUUGGGAAAUUUUGCUGUGUUGUUUUAUCAUUAUCAGCCAUUGCAAAUAAUUUACCUGGUUCUUAUUCAUUAUCAUUAGCAAUUCAAGCUGUUUGGAGUCCAUUGGCUAAAUUUCCAAGAUUAGGUUGGUGUCUUAUUGGUAAUUUUGUUUCCUUAGGUUUAUCCAUACCUGCUUAUUAUGUAUUUGCCGAUACAAUGUCAAAUUUCUUGAGUAUCAUUAGUUAUAAUGUUUCUAUUUAUUUAGGUAUUUCUUUGGCUGAACAUUUCAUUUAUAGAAAAGGUUUUAAAGGUUAUGAUGUUUCCAACUUCAAUGACCGUAAAACCAUCCCGGUCGGUUUUGCUGGUGUUACAGGAUUUGCAUUUGGGGUUGCAUCAACUGUAUUAUCAAUGAACCAAUCAUGGUACCAUGGGGUAAUUUCUAAAAAAUUUGGGGCUACUGGUGGUGAUAUUUCAUUUGAACUCAAUAUUUUAUUUGCCUUUAUUGGAUAUAAUAUAAUUCGUCCAAUUGAAUUGAAAUACUUUGGACGUUAGUAGAGAUUUAUAUAUUUUUAAUUAUCAAAUUGUCGU
This is a messenger RNA of Hyphopichia burtonii NRRL Y-1933, 1606 nucleotides long. RefSeq names its product Fcy2p (gene FCY2). Gene Ontology annotation, biological process: cytosine transport; transmembrane transport. Gene Ontology annotation, molecular function: nucleobase transmembrane transporter activity. Gene Ontology annotation, cellular component: fungal-type vacuole membrane; plasma membrane. The record is from RefSeq and is a predicted model, not a curated record. The transcript has a single exon. Lineage: Eukaryota; Fungi; Ascomycota; Pichiomycetes; Serinales; Debaryomycetaceae. Bases 65 to 1570 code for a protein of 501 amino acids.